GGGAGAAUAACGUCGGGUCGGGUCAGCGGGCGCUGCAGUAGUCGCCGCAGCGGCGAUGGGAGCGGUGGGGACCAGGCGGCGGCGGCGGGGGCAGGAGGAGGAGCAGAGGCUGGCACAAGCACAGCGGCUGGGGGCGUCCAGCAGCCGCAGUAACAGCAGCAGCCGCCGCCGCCGCCAGUAAACGCGGACGGUACCCGAGGGGACUACCCAGCCGGCCGGCCCUCGAAGCCGCGCUCCGGUCCCGCCGCACUUGGCGGUGGGGGAUGGGCAGGCGGCGGCCGUCCCGUCUGCUGAGGGUUGACCGCUGCCGGUCCCGGCCCUGAGCUGGACCCGAGCCCUCCUUCCGAAAUCCCUGAGACCGCCACGGCCCAGGUUAAAUGGAAACCACCCUUGGGAGCCGGAUGCCUGUGUAGCCAUUCUGCCACAUCAGUGAAUUGCAAUGAGUGGAGGAGGAGAGCAGCCGGAUAUCCUCAGUGUUGGAAUCCUGGUCAAAGAAAGAUGGAAAGUAUUGAGGAAGAUUGGGGGUGGGGGCUUUGGAGAAAUUUACGAUGCCUUGGACAUGCUCACCAGGGAAAAUGUUGCACUGAAGGUGGAAUCAGCUCAACAACCAAAGCAAGUUCUGAAAAUGGAGGUUGCUGUAUUGAAAAAACUACAAGGGAAAGACCAUGUUUGUAGAUUUAUUGGUUGUGGGAGGAAUGAUCGAUUCAACUACGUGGUCAUGCAGUUGCAGGGUCGGAAUCUGGCAGAUCUACGCCGUAGCCAGUCCCGGGGCACGUUCACGAUUAGCACUACUCUUCGCUUGGGUAGACAGAUUCUGGAGUCUAUUGAGAGCAUCCAUUCUGUGGGAUUCUUGCACCGAGACAUCAAACCGUCAAACUUUGCCAUGGGUCGCUUUCCUAGUACGUGUCGGAAAUGUUAUAUGCUUGAUUUUGGCCUGGCUCGACAGUUUACCAAUUCCUGUGGUGACGUCAGACCACCUCGAGCUGUGGCAGGCUUUCGAGGGACAGUUCGUUAUGCAUCAAUCAAUGCUCAUCGGAACAGGGAAAUGGGAAGACAUGAUGACCUUUGGUCCUUGUUCUACAUGUUGGUGGAAUUUGUGGUUGGUCAGCUCCCUUGGAGAAAAAUAAAGGACAAGGAACAAGUGGGCUCUAUUAAGGAAAGGUAUGACCACAGGCUUAUGUUAAAACAUCUCCCUCCAGAAUUCAGCAUCUUUCUGGAGCACAUUUCCUCUUUGGAUUAUUUUACAAAACCAGACUACCAGCUUCUUACAUCCGUGUUUGACAACAGCAUCAAGGCCUUUGGAGUAAUUGAAAGUGACCCUUUUGACUGGGAGAAGACUGGAACUGAUGGCUCCCUCACCACAACCACUACUUCCGCGACUCCUCAGCUGCACACCCGGUUGACCCCUGCGGCAAUUGGAAUUGCCAACGCCACUCCCAUCCCAGGAGACAUGCUUCGAGAAAAUACAGAUGAGGUGUUUCCAGAUGAACAGCUUAGUGAUGGAGAAAAUGGCAUCCCUGUUGGUGUGUCACCAGAUAAAUUGCCUGGGUCUCUGGGACACCCUCGUCCCCAGGAGAAGGAUGUCUGGGAAGAGAUGGAUACCAACAGGAAUAAGAUAAAGCUUGGGAUUUGUAAGGCUGCUACUGAAGAGGAAAACAGCCAUGGUCAAGCAAAUGGUAUUCUGAAUGCUCCAAGCCUUGGUUCCCCAAUUCGUGUCCGCUCAGAGAUUACUCAGCCAGACAGAGAUGUUCCAUUGGUGCGAAAGUUACGUUCUAUCCACAGCUUUGAGCUGGAGAAACGCCUGGCAUUGGAACCAAAACCAGAUACUGACAAGUUUCUUGAGACCUGCUUGGAGAAAAUGCAGAAAAAUCCCAGUGCAGGAAAAGAAUCGACUCUCCCUGCUCUGCUUCAUAAGCCUUGUGUUCCAGCUGUGUCCCGUGCAGACCACAUCUGGCACUAUGAUGAAGAAUAUCUUCCGGAUGCUUCCAAGCCUGCCUCUGCCAACACUCCUGAGCAGGCAGACGGUGGUGGCAGCAAUGGAUUUGUAGCCGUUAACCUGAGCUCCUGCAAGCAGGAGGUUGAUUCCAAAGAAUGGGUGAUUGUGGACAAGGAACAGGACCUUCAAGACUUUAGGACAAACGAGGCUUUAGGCCCUAAAACAACUGGAAGCCCUUCUGAUGAGGAGCCCGAAGUCCUCCAAGUCUUAGAGGAGUCACCUCAAGAUGACAAGUUCCAGUUGGGUCCUUGGGCAGAAAAUGAUCGUUUAAAGAAGGAAACCUCAGGUGUGGUGUUUGUGCUUUCUGGGGAGUGCCCUGCCACUGCUGCUUCAGAGCAAUAUAUAGACAGGCUAGAACUCCAGGCUGGAGCUGCUAGUCAGUUUAUUACAGCGACACCCACAAGUCCAAUGGAGGCGCAAGCAGAAGGACCCCUUACAGCGAUUACAAUUCCAAGACCUUCUGUGGCAUCUACACAGUCGACUUCAGGAAGUUUUCAUUAUGGUCAGCAGCCAGAAAAGAAAGACCCUCAUACCAUUGAGCCUACUGUGGAACUUUACUCUCCAAGGGAGAACUUCUCUGGCUUGGUCGUGAUAGAGGGCGAACCUCCUAGUGGAGGAAGCAGAACAGACUUGGGGCUUCAGAUAGAUCAUAUUGGUCAUGACAUGUUACCCAAUAUUAGAGAGUAUGACAGAUCCCAAGACCUGGGACCAAAAGACCUUCCUGACCAUAACAGACUGGCUAUGAGAGAAUUUGAGGACCUCCCUCGGGAAUUGGAAGAGAAAAGCAUUGUUGUAGGGUCAGAUAGUAAAGAGGAGAAAUUAAGUAAAAGGCAGCAUUACAUUGAGAUCUCCCCUCUCCCAGGAGACUUGGUAACAAUGGAAAGGGAUCACUCAGCUACUACUGAACCUCUUGAUGUGACAAAGACACAGACUUUUAGUGUGGUGCCAAAUCAAGACAGAAAUCAGGAGAUAAUGACACUUGUGGCAGUUGGACCUUCAGAAGUAUCUCCACGAGUUAUUGACCCAUAUGUUGAAGAGCAGAUAGGCCAGGUGGCAGCAAUGCAAAAAAGUAAGAUAUCUAAGGAGGAUGACAUCAAGGGUGAAGACUUGCCCAAUCAUUCUGGAGACCUCUCUACUUUUUUGCACCAAGAGGGUAAGAGAGAGAAAAUAGCCCCUAGAAAUGGAGAGCUAUUUAAUCCUGUUUCAGAGAGUGAACACUGUCCCCCAUCCCGGAAGGAUGUGGUUAGGUCAUCCUUUGUAACUAGACACAGCCGAAUCCCUGUUCUAGCACAAGAGAUAGACUCAACUUUUGACUCAUCCUCUCCAGUCUCUGCAAAAGAAAAGCUCCUCCAAAAGAAAGCUUGCCAGCCAGACCUCGUCAAGCUCCUGGUGGAGAAAAGGCAACUCAGGUCUCUCCUUGGGGACCUCUCAAGUGCCUCUGAUAAACUGCUAGAGGAGAGAUUAACCGCUGUUCCUGCUCCCUUUUCCGAGGAGGAAGUUUUCACCCCCUUUUCAAGACUGGCUGCAGACUCACACCUGAGCAGGUCAGCUGAAGACAGCUUUCUGGCACCCAUCAUCUCCCAGUCCAGAAAGAGCAAAAUUCCAAGACCAGUUUCAUGGGUCAACACAGAUCAAGUCAAUAGCUCAGCUCCAUCUCAGUUCUUGCCUCGGCCACCACCCGGAAAACCACCUGUGAGGCCUGGAGUAGAAGCCAGGCUCCGCAGAUAUAAAGUCCUAGGGAGUAGCAAUUCUGACUCAGACCUUUUCUCCCGCCUGGCCCAAAUUCUUCAAAAUGGAUCUCAGAAACCCCGGAGCACUACGCAGUGCAAGAGUCCAGGAACCCCUCACAAUCCAAAAACACCACCCAAGAGUCCAGUUGUCCCUCGCAGGAGCCCCAGUGCCUCUCCUCGAAGCUCUUCCUUGCCUCGCACAUCCAGUUCCUCACCAUCUCGGGCUGGACGGCCCCACCAUGACCAGAGGAGUUCAUCCCCACAUCUGGGGAGAAGCAAGUCACCUCCCAGCCACUCGGGAUCUUCCUCCUCCAGGAGGUCCUGCCAACAGGAGCAUUGCAAACCCAGCAAGAAUGGCCUGAAAGGAUCCGGCAGCUUCCACCACCACUCAGCCAGCGCUAAAGCCCCGCCAGGGAAGAGUAAGUCAGCCAGUAAACUCAGCAGAUAGGAGCUGGGCCGCGUCUCUCUGAAAGGUGUGCGAUCUUCCUCCUAAAUUUGAUGCAUGUGUGUCCCUGUACUGUCUGUUUAACAAAGAAAAAAAUCAGUGUUGAUCUUUUCUCACAAAAGAAAGUAACAUGAUAAAUUAUUUAUAAGAAGAUAUAAAUAUAUGAUAAGAAAUUACCUAAGGCAAGCAGCAAGCAGAUCAGGAAUCAGUGUCUUUGCAUAGGAAGGGGCCAUCCAGCGAAAUGGAAGGAGGUGAAACUGGUUAAAUGAGCUCUCAGUUUUUAGAUUCCUUCCAAACAAAAAUAUUGAAGGUAGGUGGUAGACUGGGAUUUUAAGGAGUAUGGCCUGCUUUUUUUUAAGGCUCUACUCAAAGAUUAUAGAGCAAAAGUGAAACUUCUAGUAUUUGCUUUCCAAGCUUCCCAACCUUGGAGAGUCAAAUUUUAAGUCCAAUAUUAAGAGUAUGUGGGAAGUGUGUGCUGGGGAGCCAGUGCUUGGAUACGUUGGGCUGGUGUGUUUAUCUAAUGUAUUGAGAGUUCACACCUUUACUUUGAGUCAUUCCUAGUACCCUCCUUGGAUUUCACAUUUUUUAAAGUUAGUGUUUGCACCUGAUCCAGUCUCUCUUAUUUUAACACAUUCUAAUAUGCUUUUAGCAGCACAUGCUAAGAAUUUAAAAUCCAAUUAUUUUUAAUCUCCUAAUAUUUAUCUUUGGAGCAACAGUUCUUAGUAUAUUUUUAUUGUGAAAAAUAUCUGGUGAAACUUAGGUAAAGGAAGGAGAAGUCUAAAUAGAACUACUUUGCAGGCUUUAGUGCUUUAGGGAGAGGGACAGAGUGUAGAGUAAUACUCUUCGAGAUAGAAGAACCCUCUUCCCUCUGUUGUUUCCUCCUUGUGGAAGGAACACUGACCAGAGUAGCAGACCUUGCUUCCUUACACAUUCUAGGUACCAGCUCUUUCUACUGUCAGCCUCCAAGACAGUACCAGGAAAGGACAUCACUGUGGAAUGUGACUUUAUGCUUUCAGAGCUUUAGAAAGAAACAUAGGAAGAAAUUAGGUACUAUGAGGCUUAAAAUUAUCGAACUUUGUAUUUUAUAUGUUUAGCCAAUAAGGAAUGAGUACCUGAGGAAAUAAAUUUAGGGUCAGUAUUUAGCUUUUAAGGUUUUAUUACCUGCUUCUCCUGUGUUUUAGUUUGAAUAUUUGGGCUUCUUGACCUGAUUUACACUUAAUUUAUAAAGCCGUAAGGAGGAUCAUAUUUGUUCAGAUCUCACUCUUUGCUAAGAGGAAUCAAUCAGAGUUACGUUAGACUAGAUUUUUUAAAUGAGCUCUUUUAUACUUUGUAGUUUUUGUGUUGUAAAGACCUCAUUAAGGUCAGGUAAAUUGGUCUGCUUGCUGUUGAAAUCUGCCUUCUAGCAAACAUCUGUGUUUUCGCUUUGACCUUGUGUUUGCUGCCAAACCUAAUAUGGUUGAAUUGGAAAACAGAAAAAGAAAGAUAUUCCCUCACCAAGUGAACAUAUUCUAAUGCUGCAUCAAAGCUGCCCUGAAGCUGCACUGACUGAACUUUUCUUGUUCUCUUUAUCUGUGUCGAGCUUUUUGAAAAAAACAAACAAAAAACUCAAAACACUAUUGAGGCAUAUAUGGUCUCCCAUAAGAAAUGUAGCAUAAUGUGGAAUCUUAAUUUCUCUCCAGUUUCAAGACUACAGAGGAAUGCAGUAGAUAAGACAUAUUUGCUGUUUAACUAAAGCAACUGUAACAUUGGAAGACCAAUCCUUCUGUAUUAUAUUGUAUAAUAGUUGCUAAAACACUGCUUGCAUGUCUUCAUGGUAAAUUAUAUAAAUAUUUAUAAAUAUAUAGAGAAACUUAUGCUUAUAUAAACUCCUUCUUUCUCAUUCUCCAUUUGUAAUUUCAAGGUCACAGGUGGUGAGAUUGCUUUUUACUGUGUGCCUCGUGUACACUUGGGCCUUGCCUGUCUUCAUCUCUGAAAAUCUUUUCUUGGCAUGUGACACUUCAGAUUCUUUUUGCCUUCCUUGUAUAUAGUGCAAAGGUUGGCAGUCUUUAACAGGCCAAGAUAGGUUAUUUAAUUUUCAUUUUUAAAAAUUUUUAAUAGGGGAAAAAGUACUAGGACAGCUUGUAAUACUGAUUGAGAGGUUUGUCAUGUUAAUCACAUAAUUCUCUCCUAUGGUUAGAGUGGAUAAACUGGGUUGAUAAUCAUGGGUCUACUAUAAAUAGAUUUUUUUUUAAUCUCUUAAAAAAUUACCAUUCUGCUUUCCUCUUUUCAUCUCACUUUGUCAGGGGCGGGGUGGAGGUAAGAAGUAAUCUGUAAUUAAGAAAUUAUCUUGUUUUUCCUGUUGUAUUAGCAAAAUUGUGCUAAAAGUAGCCAGCUUUAAAUCCUGACCCCUCUAAUCAGAAAUGUGCUUGUGGUAACUAUUCGAAAAACUGAUGAGGCUGCAAACUGUAUGAAGUGUGCUAUUUUAUUUCUUACGGGCACUUCUCUGCUAGAAGUUAAACCUGAUAGUAAUGACAACAUGGCAGCUGAAUGUUUUCUCCCUUUCUUGAGUCCUUCCGUUUUUCUCCCAACUUUUCCACUGUGUUGCCCCUUUUCCUAAAUGGCACUGACAAACUCAAGAUCCAGAGAGAGAAAACUUUGCUAUGUAAGAAUGUUUUAUUUUGCACAUAGAAAGAGAGUUAACCAAAGAUAUUUCUGCUCAGACACUUUCAAAAAAGACUAAUUAUAUCUCAUGUAUCAAUAUAUCCACUUAAAAAGACUGUCUUGUAUAGUGAUUUACUCUGCUUUUUAAAAAAAAAAAAAAAAAACCUCUAUGGUUUUAGAUGUCUUGGGCUAAAAAGAGAAGUUGGCAGCCCUGAGCAAAGCACUUUUGGCACAAGGGUUUUUGUUUUUGUUUUUAUUUCUGUAUGAUACAGAAAAUGAAUUGGGUUUUGUUGUUAUUGUUCUUGUUAAAUUUAUUAUUUGUUUUAGUGGUGGCAUAUUUCACAUUUCAGUGACAUAGGUCACCCAAGUAAUUCUGAACCAGUUUGGUUAUUCUAAAAUGAGGGACUUGGCUAUCCUUUAAAGUCAAGCCAAACUAUAUUAAUAGUAAUAUGGGGAAGAAGUAAAAAUUACCUUUUGAAAACCAAGUGCCUCCUAGAUUCUCCUAUCACAACAAAAUGGUUAGUUACCUUGUCACACUUGCCCUUACCCUCCCUUGUCCAGUCUCUGGAAUUACUUGGGUGGAGCAGAAGAUGAAAUUAGCCAUAACUCAGUCUAUUUAGGUAGCUUACUCCUAAAUUAUGCUGCCAAAUCUCCAGGGUGUAUAGAUUGUUUGAAAUAUUAAAAUUCCACACAGCAGUCUUUUGCACAGCUUAAAGGCAUUUAACUUUAAGGUAUAGUGAACAAAGAAUGAAAAUUGGGUCAUAUCAAAUUUAACUGUAAAGCACAGAUUAUAAACAUACUUGAAUGGUGAGUCUUAAAUAGACACUGUUGCUCUCAACUAUGGUGUGCAGGCUGGCCUUGCUGACAGCAGCAUAGUUACAUUGUUUUUAAGUUGCAUGUUGUGAAGUGAAACUUUUUUUUUAAGGUGCAAGUUAAUCAAGUCCUAAAUAACUAGCAAAAUGGUAAUUGAGACCCACUAUUGCCAUUAUCCACUCUGUAUUGUUUGCUUUGAAACACUAAACAAAUCUCAGCUGCUUACUAAUCCAGUGGACUAGGGUGCAGUAUCUCUCUCUGUAUCACUCUUAGCCACUACAGGAACUUGAGGUUCUUCUGUAACGAUCAGAGAUUCCUUCCAGGCCACAGAUUUUUAUGUGAAUGGUUCUAUGGUUAUAUUUAAUUGACAAGGAAAAAUAUUGGUGCAUGUUUUAUAAACCCAGACACAGAUAGUUAAAACCAUAACUAGUUUUUAUAUAUCCAAUAGCUUUGAAUUAAAAACAGAUGCUUCUUCCCUCAAGAGCAGAGGAUUCUUUGUUUUAGGAACUACAUUCUUAAUCUAACAUUAGAAUUGGUGAUAGGAGAAAAAGGAUCCAGAAUUCAGAAUUUAGUGACUUAAGGGAAAAAUGCAUCUUACUUUGGCUACUUGAAAACACAUUUAUUGUAGAUAAGUCUAGAUUUAGCCUUGAAGGUCAAAAUUUUCACAUUUUAAAACUUUUUCAUUCCUUGUGACAUAUGUUAGGAAACUAUUUCUUUUGUCAUCUUUAUAUGUUUUGGAAUUAAGUUAUAUGCAUUCACUGUUUUAAAAUCUGCCCAUUUCUGUUUAUGUGUAUUUGCCACACAUGUGUCGGGACUUUGCCUAAAGGAGAGAUAUUUCAGCACCUGUAUCACUGAGGAGAUAGAAUGGUUGAUGACAACUGUGUUGUUUAAUUUUCUUGAGUUUGGUACUAUAGACAGUUGUUUGCAGAACAUCAUCUGUGUUCUAACAAAGUAUUCAGGAUUAAGGCAUGUAACCACUGUGGUAGUCCUCACAUGUCAGUAUUUACCCAAGUUCAGAAAUCACAGGUGCAUAUUUAGACCUUAACUUAGAGAUGGAAACAAGAGGCAGUUCUAAUCCACAGACCAUACAGAAAGAGUAGUUCAUGGGAAACCCCAGGUGGUUGUUAGGACGUCCCACUUCAUCCAGUAGAACUCUGGUAUAGAAUUCAAAGAUGUGGGAGUAGUGUGGAAACAUAUCAUUGGAUAUUCUCCAGAGUUUGGCUGUCUCUCUGGAAUCAUGAGAAAUUUAAGCCAGUUAGACUCAGGAGACUGCAGAAUCUGUUGCCAGCACUGCUAGGGAGAACUGCAGGCAAUAAAUGGGGAAUUCCUAUAGUUCUUAGGUAACUCCAGCAAAUGGGACAAGGAUCCCCCUAUUGAUUUAAAGGGAAAUCUGGAUGCUACACACCUCAAAUUCUUGAAAUGAUUAUAUUAUAUUCUUGACCCAUCAGUAUAUUUUCUAGUUCAGUUGUGGUUAUCUGUUCCAAAUUUUAAAACUAACAUAAUCUUGAUGUUUAAUUACUUCCCUUAGCGAUCCGAAAAUCAGAGUAUGUGACAAGAUCAAAGUCACCUUGACCUGAUACACAAUCUUAAAACACUAAAGGGCCAAGUAAAAACCUUUAUUCAGUAAUGAUUUGAUGAUUAUUUCCAUAGAUUUUGCUGGAUUCUUGGUCUUAAGGAGACAUGUAAAGGAAGUGAGGUAUUUUUCUUCAUUGCCCUGUGAAACUUUAACAGGAUUUGCCUCUUUAAUUGAAGUGACAGUAUGGGCACAGUGUAUAUCUCAGAUGCUCUGGGCCAGGGAUUCUGGUUUCCUUGACCAAGAGAAUAGGAUUCCAUGAGGCAGACCUUUGAGCCCAUGUGACUAUAGAACUUGCUGACAUAAUCUUACACACUAAUGAUAGGAAAUUUUCUCUUUCUUUUCAGUAGUUUAAUUGUUUCAUGUUGUGUACAUAAGUGUUCACUCACGAAGUUAAAAACACUGGGUAAACCUAAUUUUUAUAUAGACUCCCCCUGCCAUAUAUUCCUCCCCCCACCCCUUAAAAUAUACAGUUCAAAUCCUUAAAAAUUCCUGUACGGCACUGCACCAUCCCUGGGUGUUCUUCUCAUCCACAAGGGAUAAACAAACCUACCAGAGUAUAUUUUAGGGAUCAACACAGGGAAGGGAAAACCCUUGGGAUUUUUUUCUUUCUAAACUAUUCACCAGUUAGAUAAAUUAGUUCACUAAUUCAGAAAUACAAAUAGAGGAAGCUAAAGGAAAUAUAACCUGCACCACUGGGGCUCUGAGAUUGGAUUGCGUGAACUUGUGAACUGAGUAAAGAAAAGAACCGAUGACACAGGCUCGCGCUUCCUCACUUCUCCUGCAGUUCCUGGUUCCCCUCCCGACUCCUUUCCUGAAAUAACCAAGUGCUGAUGUCAUUAGGUCAUUUACUUACAAGUUUACAGCUUUUAGGAAAAAAGAGUUGAGAAGCACCUAAUUUUGAAUUAUAUGUAAAUCUUGAAAGUUUCUAACUAUUGGCAUCUUUUAAAUCAGAUGGAACCACAAACCAGAAGAAUUCACUCAUCGAGCAAGACAAGUUAGAGUAAUUUAACAGUUCCAUAGUUUUCUCCCUUUCUUCUCUUCAUGAAAUCAGUGAUGAGAAACUGCUCUUUGAAAUACCUCCAAAGGUAUUGUAUUGUAUCUCUUUCCCCUCCAAGCAGCCCUCUUUAUGCAUUUUUGCUCAGGCAACCAAGGACAUAGAGUAUUGGCAGAAACAUGAGUGCUUUUGUAUAGGCCAUCUGUACAUAAAAGUGUAAUUAUUUAUUUAAUUUUCCCAUUUGUAUCAUAUUAAAGCUUUGUACAGUGUUUUAAGUUCUGUUUUAAAAUUAUUUUGUAUUUUAUUUUUAUAAUCUAGUAAUAAAAUAUUCAUUCCGCAUGCAAACUCUA
This is a messenger RNA of Capra hircus (goat), 10544 nucleotides long. It is a transcript of the gene TTBK2, whose product is annotated as tau tubulin kinase 2. The transcript is spliced from 15 exons. Gene Ontology annotation, molecular function: ATP binding; protein serine/threonine kinase activity. Gene Ontology annotation, cellular component: nucleus; cytoplasm; ciliary transition zone. Gene Ontology annotation, biological process: signal transduction; peptidyl-serine phosphorylation; cilium assembly. The record is from RefSeq and is a predicted model, not a curated record. Bases 440 to 4174 code for a protein of 1244 amino acids. NCBI's taxonomy places the organism in Eukaryota, Metazoa, Chordata, Mammalia, Artiodactyla, Bovidae.